UCCUAAUUCCGGUUGACAACAAUGAGGAACUUUCUCCUCUGACUUUCUCCUGAAGUGGCAGGGACGUGGGAUGCUUGGGACGGGAUGAGGAGAGAUAAAAAGCGGGCAAAGAUGUGAAACGCAGAGGAGUCUUGAUAUAGGAAUAUUUCCUUGUUGCCUGAUAAGGGAAACAUGGAGAAUUCAAGUUCACCUAACGCUACGACUGCUUGGAUCCCCGCUGCGGCGCACCGGGCGGAGAUCCUGGAGAACCCGCUGCGGACGUAUCUCCUGGGAAUCAUCAUCUCCAUAUGUGGGAACGUCCUCAUCAGCAUUUCCCUCAAUAUCCAGAAAUACGCCCAUGUUCGUCAGGCCCAGCGCGGCUCCAAGCCCUAUUACACCUCCACCAUGUGGUGGUGCGGCGUGGUCCUCAUGGGUAUCGGGGAGCUGGGGAACUUUGCCGCCUACGGCUUCGCCCCGGCGUCGCUCAUCGCCCCACUGGGCUGUGUGUCCGUCAUUGCCAGCGCUAUCAUAUCGGUGGUUUUCCUCAAGGAGACGUUGUGUGCCGCCGACAUCGUUGGGGGCUCCCUGGCCAUAACGGGAACGUACCUCCUGGUGACCUUCGCCCCCCACACUUCCACACACAUCACAGCUCACCUGGUCCGCUACUACGUCGUCAGCUGGCACUUCCUGCUUUAUCUUUUUAUAGAGGUCGUCCUGUUUUGCAUCCUGCUCUAUCUGUACAAGAGGAGGAAUGUGAAGCACAUUGUCAUCGUGAUGCUGCUGGUGGCCCUGCUUGCUUCUCUUACAGUGAUCUCAGUCAAAGCUGUGUCAGGGAUGAUCACAGAGUCAAUAAAGGGCCAGCUGCAGUUCAUCUACCCCAUCUUCUACGUCAUGCUGGUUGUCAUGGCGGCCUCCUGCGCGUUCCAGAUCAAAUUUCUGAAUCAGGCAAUGAAGAUGUUUGAUGCCACUGAAGUGGUCCCAAUCAACUUCGUGUUCUUCACCGCCAGUGCCAUCCUUGCAGGGAUAAUAUUUUACCAGGAGUUUGAAGGCCUGGCUUUACUGAACAUUUGUAUGUUCUUGUUUGGCUGUCUUCUGUCCUUUAUUGGAGUUUUCCUGAUAGCUCGAAACAGGCCAAAGAUAAAGCAGCAGGAUCGCAACUUUAUUGAAAUGGGCAAGGUUCCUGGAAGAAGACACACAGACAAAGUGCAGCCGGAGGCGAGGACUCAAACAUACGGAUCACUGGCAGCCAAACUCAUGUGCAACAGAUCUGGCCAAACAGACGACUCAUAGGCCCGGCUCCAUCUGUCGGGACUGCUAUUCUGGUGAAAUUGUUCGGUGCCUGCGUCUCUUCCUGGUGUUCAACAAAAUAUCUGUUUAUAGAGUGAAAUAAUAAGAAUCAGCCAGAGCCGUUGCCAGCCAACCGCUGCUAUCAGUCAUCACGUUGUUAGGGUUUGCUCUCCAAAGUGGCGAGAAGCUCUGUAUUCUUGAAAAAACAAAUGUGCUCAUCUUUCUGCAUUACUUUCAGCAGUCAAUGUUGGUGUACCUGAUGAAUGAAAAACUGACUCCAAAAUGAGAUUAAAACCCUAAGAUGAAAAACAACACACGCUUCACUAAGCAGAGGCUUUUAUUUUUGAACAGAAGUGAGACCACAAGGUGACAGAUUGCAUUUCAGUUGAACACGAUUGUGUUUCAGAUGAAUAAACGGGUGUUGGUGGGUU
Cololabis saira (Pacific saury) is the source of this 1697-nucleotide messenger RNA. RefSeq names its product NIPA-like protein 2. Gene Ontology annotation, cellular component: membrane. The transcript has 11 exons. NCBI's taxonomy places the organism in Eukaryota, Metazoa, Chordata, Actinopteri, Beloniformes, Belonidae. The coding region runs from base 172 to 1269 and encodes 365 amino acids. Gene Ontology annotation, molecular function: magnesium ion transmembrane transporter activity. The record is from RefSeq and is a predicted model, not a curated record. Gene Ontology annotation, biological process: magnesium ion transport.